This is a messenger RNA of Schistosoma turkestanicum, 1776 nucleotides long. The record is from the annotation of a GenBank genome assembly. NCBI's taxonomy places the organism in Eukaryota, Metazoa, Platyhelminthes, Trematoda, Strigeidida, Schistosomatidae.
AAGACCUUGAGACCGAGUGGUCACGAAGAGGGAUUAAUUUAAACUUGACUUGAUGUUUGUUGUGUUGCGAGCUUCCCUAAAUUACUCAUAUAACUGAGUGUAAGUGCAUUUUUAAAAAGGAUGACAUAAUUUGUCACGGGUCUAACCUGUACCUACUUGGUGGGUUUUUCUCUUGUUCGAUAUAUCUGAACAAUUUUUGUCUUAGUCUUAUUGCUGCUGACCUGAGUGACUUAUCAGUCAAUCAUGAAUCACUGCUUUGUUGUGUAACGAUGAGCAACGAGAAGUAUUGGAAUAAUAAUAAAACAACAGCUUUGUUCAAAUUACCGUUUUUGGUAAGGAGAGAAGGCCAAGUCUACAUAAUGGGAACCAGGCUAGCAUUAUUGAAAACAAAUGCGUAAACACUGUGGUAAAAGUGGUGGAUUAAUUGCUUAUAAAAAAGCCAAAGCAAAAGAAUUAGUUGAUAGCGCUAAUAAAAUAUCUUGUUUAACUAAAGAACUCAAUAUAUCACUAGAAAUUCCUGACUACUUAAAAGUCAAUGAUAUUAUCACUGUUGAAUGUAUAAAAGCGUGUCAAACUGAUGUGGCAGUUAUUGACGAAUUAAUGCAGCUACUUCAAGAAAAUAUGCAAAAUUUGUAUCUUUCGUCAUCAUGGGGUUGGGAUGCUGAAGCUAAACGAGCUGAAGCAUUUCAUUCGAAAUCUUGGUUGAUUAUUUGUCGUUGUCAAAUGUCUGAAACUCAAUCCAUAGUUGGAUUUGUUAGUUUUCGAUUUGAACGUGAAGAAGAGUAUCCUGUGUUGUAUUGUUAUGAAAUUCAAUUAUAUCCAAAAUUUCGUCAUUUACAUGUUGGAACAUUUUUAAUGAAUAUAUUAUCUUCAAUUGCAUUGGCAUUGAAUAUGCAUCGAGUUCUGUUGACAGUGUUCAAGUCGAAUAAAAAUGCCAUUAGAUUUUUUGAGAAACUAGGAUUUAAAACUGAUGAAACCGAUCCUUCCUUAUUCAAAGGAGUUGAACCUGUUGAUUAUAGAAUUAUGUCCAAACGAACUGUUCAAUAAAAUUCAGAUACUACUACUAUAGAUUAGAUUAAAGCAUGAUUGCGUUGUUGCAUACUGAUCGACUCUUUCUUAUCCAAUCAGCGCUAGUCGAUACAGAGGUAACAUUGUAGAAUCUUUUCAUGUAAGAAAACUAUCAAUAUACUAACGUCUUUUUUCAAUCUAACUUUGUUAUUGGAAUCUAAUCUAUUUCCUGUUUAACCGUGUUCUGAUUUUGGAGAACGUUUCGAGUGAAUCGGUGUCCGAGAAUACUUAAGUAUUAAGAAUAGCUGGGUUGGCGACGGGGAUGGAAUCCACUGUUAUCUCUCUUUAUUACAAAUCAGAACACGGUUAAACAGGAAAUAGAUUAUUAUAUUCCAAUGACAAAGUUAGAUUGAAAAAAGACGUUUGUGUAUUGAUAGUUUUCUUACAUGUAAAGAUUUUAGAAUGUUUUUUCUUUGUAUCGACUAGCGCUGAUUGGAUAAGAAAGUAGUCGAUCAGCGUGCAACAACGCAAUCAUGCUUUAAUCUAAUCUAUGUUCUACUAACAGAUACUGACAAUCUGGUUGGUAUUUAUCUACAGAUUUUUAAUCCAUAAACCCUUAGAGAAUAUUUCUGUAUGUAUUUUUAUUGUUCAUUUAUUGUACAAUCAUAAAUUUUUUUUUACUAUAUGUUUCUUUGAUUUAGUAUACUUAUUAAAGCUAACUUUUCACAGUUUCGUUAGGUUUUAUAUUUCUUAUUCUAGAAACAUGGA